CCUAUAUAUGUAUGGAUGUAUGGGCAGGAUUCCAUAGCGCACUUUUCACGCGUAGGGAGGGAUGGAUUGCGGGAGGGUAGGCGAGACAGAGACAACAAUGCGUUGUUGCCCCUGCAGCUGCAGCGCAGCGUGGAAGGAGGAGCAGGAGGAAUUCCGCAAUGUGCGCAGGGCAUGCCUGCCAUAUGGUUCUCCAGGGUGGUGCUGGUGGUGGCAAGAACUUUAGUUUCCUGCUCAGUCGCGAACUGCAUAGCGGACAGGACACACCACACACAGGACACUAGUCAGGAACAUAAAUCUGCUUCAAGCCGAAACAACAAAAUGAUCCCACAGAGUGAGAGUCCAGCCCUGUUCGAGGACAAUUUCGUUGCGGAGUCCCAUACUGUCCCUGAGAAUUGUGAGCAUAGUCACUGUGGCCAGAGCCAGACUGCCCUAGAGGUAUACGAGAGAAUUCUAAGGCGUCUACAGUCACAGCAGGAUGCCUAUGCCUCAAGGGUCGACGAAGCCGCUUUGAUAAAGCAAAUUUGGAUUGCCAGCUUUACAGGAAGCCGACUGCAAUAUCGAAUGUAGGAGAUCAAAGAUCGAUUGUUAAAGAUUUAGGAAAUAAUAUAGCCAUAUUUGUGAAAAUCCAA
Messenger RNA from Drosophila pseudoobscura, 629 nucleotides. It is a transcript of the gene VepD, whose product is annotated as Ventrally-expressed protein D. NCBI's taxonomy places the organism in Eukaryota, Metazoa, Arthropoda, Insecta, Diptera, Drosophilidae. The transcript has 2 exons. The record is from RefSeq and is a predicted model, not a curated record. Bases 16 to 567 code for a protein of 183 amino acids.